AUGAUCACUCAACGCCCUUCAUUCCGCUACCUGGUCACUGGCGCCGUGGUAUCUCUGUUUAUCCUUACAUUCCUCGUCCUCGGCACCGGUUCACCCUCACUCUCAUCACAAUUUAAUAUAAAGACACAAUCACGACAGCCAUAUUGUGCCCCGCCCGUGAACUCUUCCGCUGGUUGGGAAUUUGUCGUUGAGCGCGAUGGAAACAACCACGGUCUCUCUGAGGACCAAUGUCGCAUUGCUUUCCCGAAGCUAUUUGUUGAGAUUGACAAGUCCUCUAUAUCGAGAGAAAACAAGCUAGUUUCCUACAAGGAGCUCGAUUCCAGGACAGUGGAUGAUGGCCUGGUGCGGGGGAUUAUUGAUCGAGGACAGUUGUAUAUUGUCGAUUACGCCCCAAUGCCCGUAACAGCAUCCCGAGCACGCGCAACCCUAAACUCCCUCCACCGCGCCCUAACAGCAUUCCCAGACCGCCACCUCCUCCCCAGCAUCGAGUUCAUCUUCACCACAGAAGACUUCGCUGAAGAUACAAAUGCCCCGAGUCCCAUCUGGGCCUACUCAAAACGCGACUCGGACACUUCAGUCUGGCUAAUGCCCGACUUCGGAUACUGGGCCUGGCCAGAAGUGCAGAUCGGUCCGUAUCAUGAAGUCAGGCGUCGCAUUGCCGCAAUCGACGACGGCGAAACUGCCGCAGACGGUACAUACGUGUCGGGUCUGAAAUUCCAGGAGAAGAAAAAGCAGCUCGUCUGGCGCGGUAGUCUGGCCACGAACCCGCCUGUCCGCAGUAAGCUACUCAAGUCUGCGUCGGGUAGUAGCUGGGCUAGCGUGCGCGUCAUUGAUUGGGAUGAUCCAAAUGAUAUCAGAUUCAAUCUUCUGCCUAUCGAAGAUCAUUGUCGGUAUAUGUUCCUCGCGCAUACUGAGGGCAGGAGCUUCUCUGGUCGUGGGAAGUAUCUUCUUAACUGUCGUUCGGUUGUUAUCUCCCAUGCGCUUGAAUGGCGUGAGGCUCAUCAUGCCGCGCUUAUCUCGACUGGGCCUGAUGCGAACUAUAUUGAGGUUGAUCGGAAUUGGUCCGAUCUAUCGCGUAAGAUCGAUUAUCUGAUUGAUAACCCUGACAUUGCGGAGCGUAUUGCCAAUAAUGCUGUGCGCACUUUCCGGGAUCGCUAUCUUACUCCGGCGGCUGAGUCGUGUUAUUGGCGUCAGUUGAUUCGGCAGUACUCUGCUGCUUGUGAUUUCGAGCCUGUCUUGUUCUCGACGGGUCGAGAUGGGAAAGACACAGUCGAGGGGUGUUCCCUAUGA
This is a messenger RNA of Penicillium verrucosum, 1290 nucleotides long. RefSeq lists its product as uncharacterized. The record is from RefSeq and is a predicted model, not a curated record. NCBI's taxonomy places the organism in Eukaryota, Fungi, Ascomycota, Eurotiomycetes, Eurotiales, Aspergillaceae. The coding region runs from base 1 to 1290 and encodes 429 amino acids. The transcript has 2 exons.